Messenger RNA from Penicillium soppii, 345 nucleotides. RefSeq lists its product as uncharacterized. The record is from RefSeq and is a predicted model, not a curated record. NCBI's taxonomy places the organism in Eukaryota, Fungi, Ascomycota, Eurotiomycetes, Eurotiales, Aspergillaceae. Bases 1 to 345 code for a protein of 114 amino acids. The transcript has a single exon.
AUGGACGACCGCUCACAGCGCGGCUCAUGCCCCAGAAGUCCUCUUCUAUCGACGACUGAACGGACCGAGUUCGGCACCCUAGGAUGCAUUGUCUACGGCUACCCUCCCACUGGUGGGGUUCUCAUCAAAGAGGCUGACCUUCUCGAUAUGCUUUUCCUAUCGCUCUCCCGCUUUCAUGCAUCGCAGCGCUCACCCAGUGCCGACGAAGAAGACAGAUUCUGUAAUCUCAUGCGACGGACUGGUGCGACGUUGUGGCCGAGUAAAGAGUGUUGCAUCGAGGUGGAGUUAGGCUGGAGCUGUUUCACUCCGUAUUGGACAUUCCAACUGAUGCUACUCGUCUUGUGA